Molecule: messenger RNA, 1967 nt
Organism: Cantharellus anzutake
Lineage: Eukaryota; Fungi; Basidiomycota; Agaricomycetes; Cantharellales; Hydnaceae
Product: WD40-repeat-containing domain protein
Exons: 11
Coding region: 221-1861 (546 amino acids)
Biological process (GO): proteasome-mediated ubiquitin-dependent protein catabolic process
Cellular component (GO): nucleus
Molecular function (GO): protein binding; protein-macromolecule adaptor activity
Source: RefSeq, a predicted model, not a curated record
UUCUUUGGAAUAGAAUGUCCGAGUCGUGGCAGGGAUCACCAAUCAGGAGCUUAUGGCAGCCGCGGGCUUGGAACCAGCUAAGCGCCCACGGCUCUGUUUGUUUCUAUUGGUGCCGAGGCAUGGGUCGCUCUUGGCUGGUAUUUGAGUCCGAGAAUUCGCAUGCCUGCUAUUCUCGUCGAUUCAAUAGUUGUGCAGCCAUUCACCACGAAGACUGAUCGCCAUGUUACCCUCACCUGAUUCGUCUCCGUCUCGCGUACUUUACGAGUCUACAAACUCUUUAUUUCGUUCGCCAGUGAAGAACGUGCCAAUAUCCCCCCAGGGUUCUGGUCGAACACGGAAGCGUCGACGCGUCGGGGCCAAUCUUGGCUCCGAACCUAUUACGCCAACGAAGGCAUGCGAUGGGCAUCUUGCAACACCCGAUCAAACACGUAUAGUCGAUGGGAUCUCAUUAAGUCCUCCCCGGACACGACUUUCGCUCUAUGUCUCGAGAACGACGCGCCGCCUGCCAAUACCGCGUCAGAAUAGCCACUUCACAAUUUCUCUCGCACGGCGGUACAAUCCAUAUGCAUUAUCUCUCCGCCCAAUCCUACAAUCUCUCGUUUCAUCGAGCCAGAGUGAUAUGUACCGCGUACAUGCAUCAGAGGACUCAGAUCAAACAUAUCGUACCCCCUUUGUUUCGUCCUUUAGCCAUGCUGCCAAGCGCGGUCAGGGUCACUUGUUAGCCGUCGGUAUGCAAGAAGGCACGCUUGAAAUUAUUGACGCGAAACCCAGGCAACCUUGGGAAUAUGCUCCCCAAAGCAUCACGAUACCUGUCCAUGCAAAUUCUAUCUUUGAUGCAAGGUGGAACGAAGAUGACACGCGUAUUGUCACGUCCUCUGGAGACCGUACGUCUUGCAUCGUCGAUGUGGCAACACACAGAAACAUUGGGGUGCUGAGUGCUCAUUCCCUCACUGUCAAGUGCACAUUGUGGAAUCCCUUGAACCCCAACCUACUAGCGUCUUCGUCACGAGACGGGAAUAUUCACUUUUGGGACCUGCGGACCACGCCGCUGAAUGAUGAUCAGUCGUACGCUCCUGUAUUCUCCAUACACGGCGCCCAUCAGGAUCCCUGCAAAGGUAUAGCUCUUAAGGGAAAGGGAAGAACAAAACAGACAGCUCCCGUACGCUCGGUCACAUCCAUCAAUUAUCUCCCAAACAGGCAGCACUUAGUGAUGUCGAGUGGAAGUGCUGACGGAAUCUUAAAAAUAUGGGAUGCCCGUUUCAUGGGAGAUUUCAGAACUUCGCCAUCACGGGGGUCGAAACCGACCACCGAUGUGGAUUUAAGUCUUUUUGACCUAACGUAUGAUGCGACCAUUCUAAAGCCGGAUUCACAUGGCGAUCUCGUGUCCAAUCUGGGUCCAGGCUCCAGGGCAAGGGGAAUCUCCUCAGUUGCCGUCGAUCCUAUCAGUGGGGACUCUGUGUGGGCGUUGAGCCGAAAUGGAAGCAUUUAUUCGUACCGUUUAGGACAGUUAUUUGAUGCCUCUUCUGCUCCUAAGGAUAUUCCUCUCCCUGUCACGCACCCUUGCUUGGAGGUUGACUCCUUUUAUCCUCGGCUGGCGUUGUCCCCGUGUGGAGCAUUCUUGGCCGUGGGAAGCUCGAAUGGUCGAUUGGUGCUGUGGGAUACAAAGAGCUUACUUAGUCUUGGAAUCAAUGCAAAAGAAGAAGCUGUGAUUCUUGAGGCGCAUACAGCGGAAGUUUCGAGUGUCGAUUGGAGUCAAGAUGAGCUUCUAACAUCGAGCGAUGAUUGCACAGUACGAGUCUGGAGGAAGGAUCCAGGCCGCGCCCGAGAACUCCGUGAUUAUGAGCCCGGGUGCGGGCUGUGAAACCAGUGUGAACAAUGCAUGUUCCAGUGGCUUUCUGCCUUGCGCAUCGGUUUCCAAGUCUGCAAUUGGCGACGAGUAAUUCGCAUGUGCCCGAGAACCGUCAGCU